Messenger RNA from Sphaeramia orbicularis (orbiculate cardinalfish), 3489 nucleotides. Its product is annotated as zinc finger protein Xfin. Gene Ontology annotation, molecular function: RNA polymerase II cis-regulatory region sequence-specific DNA binding; DNA-binding transcription factor activity, RNA polymerase II-specific. The transcript has 2 exons. Gene Ontology annotation, biological process: regulation of DNA-templated transcription. Bases 262 to 3276 code for a protein of 1004 amino acids. The record is from RefSeq and is a predicted model, not a curated record. NCBI's taxonomy places the organism in Eukaryota, Metazoa, Chordata, Actinopteri, Kurtiformes, Apogonidae.
UGCGCUGAUGUUGUCUUCCGUUCCGCGCCUGCAGCUGCGGUGCUUCUUCUCUCUUCCUGCUGGCAGGGCAUCAUAUUUGUUCUACACAGAGCUGCCGCGUUUCCCAUGAGAGUUUGGCUUUGCAUGCACAGAUGUCUACCAAGCCAGCUCUCCUCCGGCAGAGUUAUUGUAUAAAGGAAGGCGGACGUUAGCGCUGCUUUCGCCGGAAACAGUCGUGUAAAAUCGCAUCCUCUGGAUUGCCUUGGAUGCUGUAAUGUCAAGAUGCUUGGAUUACAAGGAAACACAUCCUCCUCAAAGGUGUAUCGCUGUGUGGCAUGUUCUGCAACAUUCACUGGAUUGGCGUCUUUGCUCGUUCACCAGGCGACACAUGCUGGCACGCUAACCAAGGUCGCAACCCCCCCUCCAACACAGCCCCAUAGUGGCCUGAAUGAAAUGCUGCUUUCAAGUAAGGACUUAUCCACUGAAGACUCCAGUCCACCAGCUGUCUUGCCUGAAAGCCCUUCACCUUCCUUUUAUAUUUGUGAUUGUGGUGAGGAAUUUCAUGAAUUUAACCUCUUGUUAGAGCAUAAGCGUUCACAUGUCUCUCAACAACAAUUAAUGCAGCCCUUGGAUAAUGAUGAUAUUCUCUCUGGCGAAAUAGGGGCUGAUAAUGCUUUUUCCGCCACACGGAGUGUGUCAUUCAUUCAAACUAUAACCCAGCCAAGCUUAGUCCUCAGUCCCCCCUCUACCUCAAGGUCUCCAGCUGGUGAGCUGUCCACAUUAACACACACUGCAGCAGAUGAAAGCCUUGAGGAUGACAUUGCUAUAGUUACCAGUCCUCGAGGCCAGUGCACACCACCUCAAGAUGGCAGUGAGAAACAACUCGAAACGUCAGGAGAAGCGCAAAUGCCAGACACAGUCAAGGACAUAUAUUUUAAAGACACAACAAAUUCUGGCCUCAGCAGGAAAAUGUCUGACAAUUUGCCCAAAAAUAACUCCAUAAUGAAGAUACUGGCAUCAGCGUACAUGAGGCGCUUUACAUCUCCUCAGUCUGAGAAUCAGAACAAUGAUGCAGUCACACCCAAACGGCAAGUUGUCCCACCUGGUUUAACACCAGGAGGAAAGGCUGACGUGUCACCAGUCAGUGAUCUUUCAAUUGCACAGUUAAGGCGGCUUCUUUCUAAACCUGGUAUAAAGACAAAAGCUCCAUCCAUUAGCAGAGUUCUUGAAUCCAGUAAGAAGAGGAUUGUUUCACUUACUAUAAUGUUCUCUCCGGUUGUGCUUCUUGAAACCCGUCAAAAACUUAUGAAUCCUGGCAGAGAUAGUACGUAUGGGAGAUACCAAUGUACCCGUUGUCGCCGGGUCUUCCAGAACUUAGACAGACUGACAGAGCAUCAUGUCUUGCACAAAAAAGAGAGGAUUAAAUGUUGUCGUCGCUGCAAACACCUGAUCAUUGGGAAGCUGCCACUUCCUGACAAUCAUGUAUGCCCUCAGUCAGGAGGUAAGGCCAGAGCAUCAUCAAGCCCUUUUAAAAAUAACUCAACCAUUCCCCAGAAAAUAGUGCCAUUUCAUAGUAUAAACAAUGCAAAAAAAGUUUUCUUUUGUCCAAUAUGCAAGCACAGUUAUGCCCGGAGAUAUAACCUAAAAACGCACAAGUGUCAGGGCCCAGUGGCAGCCCUAUCUAAGCCGACCACUCCUUUCACUCAAAAGAUUUUUACUUUGAGAUCAAACAAUACAGCCAAAAGAGAUUCAGAGAUUAAAGAUGAAUCUGACAUUACCAAGACUAUUGGUGUGGGCACUGAACUUGCUGGUCAUAUCAAAGUGGAGGACACAUCCUCAAAUUCAGAGUCUGCAGUUUCAAAGCUGGCCUGGACCCCUGCAGCUAAAACCUUCGCACCAUUCUAUUCCCAAACAUCCACCAUGGAGCAGCAGAAUGAUGCCUCUCUGAGUGGGAGCUCACUAUUGCAAGAAGAGGAAAGCAAUAGCUGGGAUGCAGCAACAGAGCAAGGGGAAAACAGUAAUGAAGGGCAGUGGACAAUCCCCUUGGAUGAUGACAUGCAAGCGUUUACUUCUGCAGAAGGAGCUUUUAAUUUUCGAGAGGUUAACAAACCUGUGUCAGUCAAUAAUGCAGGGACAGCACCAACUAGCCUGCGCUAUUUUUUCAGUGAUGGUGUAAAACGUUACCCAUGUAACAAGUGUCAGAAAACAUAUAGUCGGCCAUCUACUUUAAGGCGGCAUCUGCGUCUCUGUGGGUUUAGACCACGAGUACUAGGAACUGUUGCACAGAAUGCUAGUGCCAUUGCACUGAAUCCCAAUACUAUGAAACCAAUGUUUUCCUGCUUUGUCUGUGGAAGGCACUUUAACCGCAAAGAUAACAUGAUGGUUCACAGACGAAAAUGUCAGCUGCGACGAACAAUGCCAGCAAAUGUAGAUGGAGGUGCUUUACCGAGUUUGCCAGGAAAUUCUUCAGACUGUCAAACUCCAAAGGAUGAUGGAGGCAACUGGGGCAUCAUGUCACUGCCCUCUGUACUUCCAAGAAGGGUGACAUGUGAAUGUGGGGUUGGGUUUACAUCUCCAAGGCUGCUCCUAGAACAUCUACAGAAACAUGCACAGGAAUCCUAUACAUGUCCAACUUGUGGUGAGACCGUUAAUUCUUGGGCAGACUAUGAAGUUCAUCUACAGAUUCACAUGCAUCCACAUCACCAGCUGCUGAAAGGAUUACAACCGCAACGGUCACAACCCUUAUUACUGCGAUUUCAGCAACAGCCCCCUCCUCCACAGCCAGCGCAUCAGCCUCCACAGAAGCAUCAGCCUCCACAGAAGCAGCCACCUGCAGAGCACCCUCCAAAUCCAGGAAAAAAGCAGCAGCGGAUCGUGUGCGUAAAAUGUGGCAACACAUUUGCUACCCGUUGUUCCCUCCGAAGGCACAUAUCCUUGAAUAGAUGCAAAGGCGCACGGGUGUCAAAUCCAACCAAUCCAGCCAAAACUUACCACUGUUCUCACUGCAAUUCUGAUUUCCCAAACACAAUUAGUCUUAUGUUUCAUCAGAGGAGUGGAGCUUGCAAGCCCACCAUCAAGCCUGUGCGUUGCCCUUCGUGUUUUCGCUGGUUUGGCACUGUGGAAGGUUUGCAGAAACAUCUGCUUACUCACAAACAAUCAAACAAUGAGUCCUAUCGCUGUGAUGUCUGUCAAGGUACCUACCAUAGCUUAAAGUCUCUCAAAAACCACCGCAGGAGGAUUCAUCGCAUCAUGGCUGGAAACACUAUGCCAAAAACACAAGAACAACUGACUUCUUAAUCACAGUUCAGUCCAGUAAAUAUUGCCAGUAAAUAUAACAUGGCAAUAUAACUUUUUAAUUUUUACAGUUGUACAUUUAUUGUUUUACACUCAUUAAUUUGAAAUUGUACAGUCAUGGGCAUUUUGGGGGGCUCAAGUGUGUCAUUACAGCUUGCCACUGUAAAAAAUAAAAAAAUUUAAAAAAUAAAAGAAUUUCAUAACCUGUAUAUUUUA